UAUUAAGUUUAAUUUGCCAAUACAUACCAAAUAGUGUAUUUUUUAUGUUAGUUUCUGUUUUCUAUGUAUUGGACUGGUAGAACAAUCGCCUGUAUGCUCAAUUGGGAGGAACGGAAGAAGAUAGAAGAUGGCGAGCAGUUCCUUAACUGUUUCACUACUGCUUGCACUCAUUUGUGUAUGUGGGUGUGAGGGAUCAGGAUUGAGAUAUCAUUUCUACAAGAAGAGCUGCCCAUCAGCUGAGGCCACAGUUAAGCAUGUCGUCAAGAAAUACAUAGCCAAGGAUCGAACUCUUGCGGCUCCUCUCCUACGAAUGAAUUUCCAUGAUUGUUUUGUUCGAGGCUGCGAUGGUUCAGUGCUUCUGAAUUCCACAGCGAACAACAGAGCAGAAAAAGAGGCCGUUCCAAACCAGAGCCUGCGCGGAUUUGAAUUGAUUGACGCUGCAAAAGCAAAAAUAGAGAAAAAAUGUCCAGGCGUCGUUUCUUGUGCUGACAUUCUCGCCCUAGUUACCCGAGAUGCUGUUUUUGCCGGGACUGGAGGUCCAUUUUGGCGUGUGAGAACAGGGCGUAGGGACGGACUGAUAUCUAGAGAGAAUGAGCUCUCAACUAACAUUCCACCACCCUUUUCUAACUUUUCCGUUCUCCAAACGUCUUUUGCAAGGAAAGGGUUAAACAUCAAAGACCUUGUUGUUCUCUCCGGUGCACAUAGCAUUGGAAGAGGUCGUUGCCCUGGAUUCAGCGAAAGGCUGUACAACUUCACAGGAAAAGGAGACAUGGACCCUUCCCUGGAUCCUACCUAUGCCCAAUUUUUGAAGAGCCAAUGUACCAGUUUGGCGGACACUACAACCUCUGUAGCAGUGGAUCCCACAAACUCACUCACUUUCGAUAGCGAUUAUUUCAGUAACCUUAAAGCAAAGAGGGGCCUGUUCCAGACUGAUGCUGCUCUUCUUACAAAUCCUGUUGCAAAGAAGCUUGUUGAUAAUCAGGUGAACAGAAAGAGAUUCUUCGACAACUUUAAGCGUUCCAUGCAAAAGUUUUCGGAAGUUGAAGUUUUGACUGGAACCGCCGGACAAAUAAGACGGCACUGUGCUAUCCUGAACUAAAUUUCUGGCAUGUUGCUGAGUAGAGGCCUUGUCAAUAAAUUGCGAAAUGGUGGGCGUGAAUUGUAUAAUGCAAGAUUAGUUGAUCAAUAAGGUUCAUGAAAAGUAAGGAAUGUUUAUGAUUUGUUGAAAAAAAAACUCUAUUUGAUUGAUCUCAUUGAUAACAAAGAACAGAUGCAGUUCAUACAAUUGUUCAUAAUCUGUUAGAAUGUAGACAAGGAACAUAGACCGCAAGCUGAGCACAAAGUAUUUAAUAUUAUAAGACAUCAUAAAAAUCUAAAUGGCUACCCACUCCAUGUAAAAUUAGAAAAAAAUAUCAGUGCACAUUGUUAAACAAAUUAU
This is a messenger RNA of Cryptomeria japonica (Japanese cedar), 1438 nucleotides long. Its product is annotated as peroxidase 27. NCBI's taxonomy places the organism in Eukaryota, Viridiplantae, Streptophyta, Pinopsida, Cupressales, Cupressaceae. Gene Ontology annotation, cellular component: plasmodesma; plant-type cell wall. The transcript is spliced from 4 exons. Gene Ontology annotation, molecular function: peroxidase activity; heme binding. The coding region runs from base 128 to 1099 and encodes 323 amino acids. Gene Ontology annotation, biological process: hydrogen peroxide catabolic process; response to oxidative stress. The record is from RefSeq and is a predicted model, not a curated record.